ACUCACAAAUGGCAGCCGGAACAAUGGCGGACAGAGACGAUAACGCGUUCCGCCAGGCACUUCACAGUGAUCGUACAGAAAUGCUCAGGGUCGUUGAACAGAUGAUUGGCUACUCGACCGGGUGCUCGGCUGAUACUGUGUUAUGCUCGCGUGCUUGCCAGGAGAUUUGUGAUGCACUGAAAGACGUCCGUCCUCUUUUCUUGGUUCUCAAGCACACUAACUUCACAGUAGCACAAAGCAACAGCUUGGUGGACUCUCUUUCAGAGAUGGCUAGCUCGUUGGCCGACGUGACUGUCUGCGUGGAUCUGUGCCGUGAUAGGUUAUGGAAGCUUCACUUGAUUCAGCACUCUGAUUCCUUCACGUCACGGCUUCAAGACGCAACGAAGAAAACUGGAGAGGCAUUAUAUGAAUUUGUCACUACGAGGAUCAAGAUGGAGCCCGAGUUUCCGGUGCACUUAUUUUCGGACGUUCUUACUGCAGCAUCAAAAGCAGCUACGAAUCUAAAGAACGUUAAUGUUACCCUCGAUUCGGAAGAUGCUCGUCUGAAAGAAAUGGUGGAUACUCGAUGUGAAGAAGUCGUCAAUGGUGCAUCAGAUCAUGCGUUGGACAUUAUUCUGCGAGGACGCCAUGGUUACUGGAGAAGUAUACAAAGCAUGAGCCAGCUCUCCCUUAAUGGUGCAAGCAAUGUUCAGCACACAUCAACUCGCGGUCGUGAAGGGACAUCUUCUGGCAGGCUGACAAACGACAGAGAGAUGCGCCUGGAGGCAACACGGACAAUGCUCGAAUCUAUACGGACGACACAAGAUAACAGCAACAGCUUUGCUCCAUCCGUUCUCAGCCCUCGCUCGUUUGCAGAAGUAGCAUCGCCUACUGGAACUGCUGAACCUAGCGCAUUGCCAGAGACAUCUGAUUCCGCCAACAAUAGCUCCAAGGCCCUGGACGAUCCUUCAGCUGAAACGUUGGGGAAAAACACCGUUAGUUAUGGCACACCAGAUCGGCCUUUUGGCACAAGAAGGUAAGAACUAAUCAUUUUGUUUUACCCGAUUCAUGCUGACAAGCGGCUAUUGAUGUUUCUGUAGGAGAAGGUCGAGCAUGAACGAUGAACCUCCGCCCGAAUUCCUCUGUCCUAUCACCUGCGAGCUGAUGGCUGAUCCAGUCAUGGUUGUCACUGGACAAACUUAUGAGAGGAGCUCCAUCAGACAGUGGAUAAGUGAAGGCCAUCGCACAUGCCCUAUUACUAGGAUGCCUCUUGGGAACAUUGAGUUGGUGCCUAACUAUGCAUUGCGAAACGCCAUUCGAGCUUGGGCACAAAGGCGCGGCAUUGAGCUGAAGGAGCCUGAAUUCUUCCCGCCUCCUCGUUUAAGCGGCGCUCAAUAUAAGACUGCUAAUAAUGCCUCGGCGCCAUCCCAGAUUCCGACGUGGGACAAUGCUUUGCCAGAUAGGAGGAGCCCCCCCAUGCUGGCAGUUGUGCAGCUGUUUGUUGGUUCACCUGCUGACAAGGACGCAGCUGUGGCUCAGCUCGCAACAACCGCAAGUGAAGAUGGGGAAAAUGGGAGGGUUUCGGUUGUACAGGCUGGUGCAAUUCCGCCCCUCAUCAUGGCUCUGCUUGAAGGUUCUGAUUUUGCGAAAGAGACGGCAGCGAGAUGUAUCCGCUUCCUUUCCAGGAGCAACAAUCCGAUAAUUACACAGGGUUGUGCAGCAGCUAUCCCAGCUCUAGUCCGCCUGCUCUCCGUGGGGUCUCAAGCUGCAAAGGAGGCUGCAUGUGGUGCUCUCGUCAACCUCUCAGCUAAGACUGAUGUCAACAAGUUCCAGAUUGCAGUUGCUGGAGGAAUACCUCCGCUAGUCUUGCUCCUUGACUUCAACCAGCCUAACGCCUCAAGAACCUCAUAUGAGUGCGCAUCAGCAGCACUUUGCAAUCUUGCAUUUGACAAUGAAAACAGGCUGAAGAUUGCUGCAGCCGGUGCAAUUCCUCUUCUUGUCCAGGUUGCUGCAAGGUCCCCAACUCCAGAAGCUGGAGAAUAUGCCACUCACGCCCUUGGAAGUUUGGCGUGUGAAAUUAAUGAAAACGGGGAGACGAUUGUUCAGGCUGGAGCUGUGCCAGUGCUGCUUGCAGCACUUCAGAACGGUUCCCCUUGGUGCAAAGAAGCAGCUGCAAGGACCCUUCGUAACUUAUCGUUCUUUGAGAACCUGCGAGAACCAUUGCUUACAGCCGGCGCGAUCGAUGUUCUGACCCGAGUGACAGAGUCAGGAACAGCCAGAGCUGCAGAGUCUGCCAGAGCUGCACUGAACCAUCUGAGUAGAACGACAAGGUCCACCCAAUCUUCCAGUGGAACACAGGAGCCUCGCCAAGCAGCCACUGGAACAACAAGGACAGCAGUACCUCCGGUUACAUCUGGCGCGGUCACAACAAACCCAGCCAAUGCCACCAAUCGAUUCCAAGUUGCACCACGUCGAGUUGAAUCAAGUCGCCUAUUUGGCAGAUCAAAUGCUGCAAGAGUGCACCCGGAACCUUCCAGUGAGGGCUCUGAUGCAUCUGGGCAAGGUGGCAGCAGUUCUAGAGGGGCAACCCGGGUGUUGACGCGGCCCACUGCUAGCAGAGACAGUUCUCGGUCCCGAAGUUGAAAUUUUCUAGCUACUCCAAAGAACAGUUGAGGGAUUUUUGCCCAAGGGUGGUGUGUUUUUGCUGCUGUCUGUACUGUUUGCUUAGGUUGGCAUGGCAUCUGUAGUCUUCCAUUCUUCCGUGCUUGCCCUCGUUCUCUAACCGUAAUCACCUGUAUAUAACACCCCCCGAAAUAGUCACUCCAUGGGUGGCUCAUGCAGGGGAUAGCUUAUGAUAUGGUACAUUUCUAGAGUACCCACUUUUUUGGGUUUGCAUGUUACAUAACACCCUGUUCUAAAAACUUGCCUUUAAACAGUAU
Messenger RNA from Closterium sp. NIES-67, 2918 nucleotides. The record is from the annotation of a GenBank genome assembly. Lineage: Eukaryota; Viridiplantae; Streptophyta; Zygnematophyceae; Desmidiales; Closteriaceae.